AUGUCAGAGGACCUUUCACCCACCAGUAGCAGAGUGGACUUGAGUAACCCCCAAGGGUUUACUAAAGACGGAGUGGAUUUAUCGAAGUUGACACCACAGGAAUUGAAAUUAUACAAAAUGUAUGGAAAAUUGCCAUCUAAGAAAGAUCUGUUACGGCACAAGAUGCAAGACCGUCAGUAUUUUGACAGCGGUGAUUAUGCGUUGAAGAAAGCAGGUGUUAUUAAAUCGGACGAUGUUAUUGUGAAUAAUUCUAGUAACAAUCUUCCAGUCACCAAUCCCAGUGGCCUGAGGGAGUCUAUUAUUAGAAGACGUAUGAGUAGUAGUAGCGGUGGCGACUCCAUUUCGAGACAAGGAAGCAUCUCAAGUGGACCUCCACCAAGAUCUCCAAAUAAAUAA
Saccharomyces eubayanus is the source of this 396-nucleotide messenger RNA. RefSeq names its product phosphatase regulator (gene IGO2). Gene Ontology annotation, molecular function: protein phosphatase inhibitor activity. The record is from RefSeq and is a predicted model, not a curated record. Gene Ontology annotation, cellular component: cytoplasm. NCBI's taxonomy places the organism in Eukaryota, Fungi, Ascomycota, Saccharomycetes, Saccharomycetales, Saccharomycetaceae. The transcript has a single exon. The coding region runs from base 1 to 396 and encodes 131 amino acids.